AUGUCUUCCACCCUCCGCGCGAUGCGCCCCGCUCUCCACAUUCCUCGCCUCGCCACCUCGCCGAUGAGCACCUUCGCAUAUUCCUCUCUCUCUCUCUCUCCGCCUUCACCUUCUACCGAGGACGCUGAGUUCGCAGCUCGCGUAGCAGCGACGGAUGCCUUCUUCAAACUUCCUCGCUUUACCUCUCUCAUCCGCCCGUAUACUGCUGCAGAUGUUGCUUCAAAGCAGGGUUCAAUGCCUCCGCUGCCUCUCCCUUCGGCCCUGACAGCAGACAAGCUUUGGCGUCUCUUCCAGCAGCGCGCCAGUGAGGGCCUCCCGGUUCACACAAUGGGUGCGGUAGAUCCCGUCCAAAUGACACAGAUGGCACCUUUCCAAGAGGUACUGUACGUCAGCGGCUGGGCUGCAAGCAGUCUCCUCACCACUGCGCGUAACGAAGUCGGCCCUGACUUGGGCGACUAUCCAUACACUACGGUUCCGAACCAGGUCGAGCGCCUCUUCCGCGCUCAGCAGCUGCACGACCGUAAGCACUACGAUGAACGCCUGGCGAUGGGCCCUGAGGCGCGCGCACGCACACCAUAUAUCGAUUACCUCCGACCUAUUGUUGCCGACGCCGACAUGGGGCACGGAGGUAACUCAACUGUCAUGAAGCUCAUGAAACUCUUUGCAGAAGCUGGCGCCGCCGGAGUCCACCUCGAGGACCAGCUUGUCGGUGGCAAAAAGUGUGGCCAUCUUUCGGGGAAAGUGCUCGUACCCGCGUCAACUCAUGUUUCGCGUCUCAUCGCAGCGCGCUUCCAGCUUGACAUGCUUCACCAUCCGAUGCUACUCCUCGCACGUACGGAUGCUGAGUCCGCGCGCCUGAUUUCGAGCACUGUCGACGUGCGUGACCACCCGUUCAUUCGGGGCGUCGCCACGGGCAAACAUAAUUGCCGCGAGAAGCCUCUUGCGGAAGCGGUAGAGGAAGCGGAAGCCCGGGGUGCUGGUGCAGAAGAGGUCGGCCGUAUCGAAGCAGCUUGGCUCGAGCGAAAUGCCCUAUGCACCUUCGAUGAAGCGGUAUACGAUGCGAUUCAGCGGUCGAGUGUACACGACAAGGAGGCGAUGAUGAAACAGUACCGCAUUGCAUCCGCUAGCAAGUCGAACACAGACGCAAGGGAUAUUGCUAAAGAUAUUCUUGGCGAACCCGUGAGCUGGAAUUGGGAUUUACCGAAGACGCGCGAAGGGUACUACCAUUACACGGGCGGGAUCGACGCAGCAAUCACCCGUGCAUUGGCGUUCGCUCCGUAUGCAGACAUGCUAUGGAUCGAGACGAAACGCCCAGACCUGAAUCAAGCUCGAGGGUUUGCGAGAAACGUUCGAGAGUGUUUCCCAGACAAGUGGUUUGUGUACAACUUGAGUCCUAGCUUCAAUUGGUCAGCACAGGGCUUCUCAGGCAUGUAUUAUGAAGAUCUCACAAAUCUUGUGUGGGAGCUGGGCAAGGAAGGAUUUCUUUUACAGCUUAUCUCUUUGGCUGGUCUCCACCUCAACGCAACAGCGACGGUGGAGCUGGCACAACGGUACAAGACGGAUGGCAUGCUCGCGUAUGUUGAGCUUGUUCAGCGGAAGGAGAAAGAGCUCGGAUGCGAUGUACUCACGCACCAGAAAUGGAGCGGCGCAAACUAUAUCGAUCGCAUAUUGACGACCGUGUCAGCUGGCUCGUCAAGCACGUCGGCGGUUGGGAAGGACUCUACGGAACAUUCUUUCUGA
Fibroporia radiculosa is the source of this 1740-nucleotide messenger RNA. RefSeq lists its product as uncharacterized. Bases 1 to 1740 code for a protein of 579 amino acids. The record is from RefSeq and is a predicted model, not a curated record. Gene Ontology annotation, molecular function: isocitrate lyase activity; methylisocitrate lyase activity. NCBI's taxonomy places the organism in Eukaryota, Fungi, Basidiomycota, Agaricomycetes, Polyporales, Fibroporiaceae. The transcript has 11 exons. Gene Ontology annotation, cellular component: mitochondrial matrix.